AUGGCGGACAUUUCUCGUCAGCCUGACUCCGCAGCUCAGCCGUUGGAUCCCGUCCUCGUGGAGGGAGCCCUUUUCUUCCGGCCAGAGGAGCGGGGGAAAGCGGAGAUUGCGCAAGGCGCAAAAGCCGCUGCGGAACACCUGCAGCAACAGCAGGAGCAGCAAGGCGCGCAGAAUUACCCUUCAGAUGCGCGUGACGUGGCGCAUAGGGACGGUGCAUGGUCAUUUCGUUUAAAUCACAGCAGUGACGCGGGUAGAACAAGCGAGUGGGUCCCGACUGAAGGGGGAAGCACGGGAGCGGAUUUAGGCGUGCGAUUGCGAUCAAUUAACGUGAGAACGACCAGGGACAGAAACACUCCUCGGACUAGCUGGGAGCGGCAGGAGAGCUCAACCCUCGGCUCGUCGUCUUCCCCUGACAGCGCGUCCCCGUUUGGAGCUGCUUCGGUAGCAGCAACGGAACCUGGAGACUCGCUGGCGGUGUACCAACGAGCAGUGGCUAAGCUGGUGGCGUUUGGAUUCAACGGGAAGGAGAUAAACGACCAUGCUCGCCGCCUCAUUUCAUGGCUUACACAGCCAUGCGCUCUCAUUCUCUCACUCACACACUCACUCCCUCUGACCCUCACCCUCUCACCCUCUUCCCUUUCAGGUGCGGGCGGCGUUGUCCUCUUCUCACGCAACUUCUCAGACCCCCGUCAGCUAGCCUCACUCUGCGCCGACCUCAAGCGGGCGGCAUUCCCUCGGCGUCUUCUCAUCAUGGUGGACCAGGAGGGCGGCAGAGUCACGCGCCUCGGCCCGCCCUUCACUUGCAUCCCUGCCGCCCGCACCAUCGGCUUUUCCCGAAACCCUAAUCUCGCCCGGGCGGUUGGGCGUGUUUUAGGCCGCGAGUUAAGAUCGGUUCAUAUAGAUAUCGACUUAGCUCCAGUCUUAGAUGUGGAUACUAACCCUGACAAUCCAGUUAUAGGGGCUCGAUCGUUUAGUCGGGACCCGGGUGUUGUUUCCCAAAUGGCGUACGAGCUUAUAAGGGGUAUGCAGGGGGAGGGGGUGGCAGCGUGUGUAAAGCACUACCCGGGGCAUGGAGAUACGUCGGUCGAUAGCCACCUGGCGCUUCCUUAUUCGUCGCACGAUCUAAGCCGGCUUGAAUCGGUGGAGCUGGUGCCGUUUGCGCGGGCGGCAGUGGAUGCUGACGUGGCAGCUGUAAUGGUCGCCCACGUGGCAGUGCCUGCGCUUGCCACGUGGCAGCCUCCUCCUUCCAUGGAAUAUCUUCCAGAGAGUGUGAAACGCGUCAUCAGUCCGCGGUGGGAGCUCUUUUCCCCCUACAAGAGGCGAAGGCAAUGGGACGAGGCGAGGAGAGAAGCAGAAGCAACCUUGGGAUUGCCGCGAUCACUCUCUGAACCUGACCUCAGGGCUUCUAGCAGCGCUGGUGGUAGAAGGAGGAACCAUGACAGCAGCAAAAGCAGCAGUAACAGUAUGGUUACCGCCAAUGCUGACACAGUCAAAUCUCGCACAUCAUCAACCACGCAACAGCAGGCACACCAGCAGCAGCCUACCCCUUCCACCAACCACCCCACCACUUCCCCCAACCCCUCCCCACUGACCGCCUUCGGCUCUUCUCUCCCUGCCACUCUCUCCCCUGGCGCCCUCUCUUACCUCCGUAUGGAGAUUGGUUUCGAAGGCGCUGUGUUAUCAGAUUGCUUGGAAAUGGGUGCGAUAGUGAAGCAUGUGGGCGUGGGGGAGGCAGCAGUGCUGGCUGUAGCAGCAGGCGUGGAUAUGGUGUUGGUCUGCCACACGGAGAGCAGACAGGCAGAAGCUGUGGAUGCGCUGGCGCACGCGCUGCAGUCCGGGCGGCUCUCGGUGAAAGAUUCCGGGCAGCUUCCCGGGCAGUUGACGCUCUGGCGCGAACGUUUUGGCGGCCGCCCCCGCCCGAGGGGAGUGAGGUGGAGGAGAGGUACUGGGAGGAGGAGCAGCGGGUGGUGGGAUGCAGGGAGCAUAGGGAGGUAG
Molecule: messenger RNA, 1995 nt
Organism: Closterium sp. Yama58-4
Lineage: Eukaryota; Viridiplantae; Streptophyta; Zygnematophyceae; Desmidiales; Closteriaceae
Source: the annotation of a GenBank genome assembly